Messenger RNA from Gongylonema pulchrum, 477 nucleotides. The record is from the annotation of a GenBank genome assembly. NCBI's taxonomy places the organism in Eukaryota, Metazoa, Nematoda, Chromadorea, Rhabditida, Gongylonematidae.
GUUGGCGCAUGGCUUUAUUUGGGAAAAAGCAGUCUCCAGACAACUCAUAUUUGUCAGUUUGUUCCAGUAACUGCGCCACCGUUGAAAGCCUGGACUGCCCAUGAUAAAAAUUCAUCACCAGGAAGUCCGUUACUCUCAGUGGAAUCCCGAAUCGUUUUGCCACCAGUGGAAUGGGCACGUGAAAACGAUUAUGAAUGGUGCGCGUACAGCUUUGAAUUUGGCCGAGUUGGCAUUUAUGCUCGCAGCAGGCUGUUCAAAAUGAAUUCGAACACACUGGAAAGAGAUGUAAUCUAUGAUGCAACACUCCAAAGAAUUCCACUAUCGAGUAGGCUGGGACGAUAUGUGGAAGAGUGCUGUGGAACAGUCUGGGUUGUACCUGCGCAGGUUCUCAUGAAAAGCGCUAAUCAGGACACUUUUGAAAAAAGAGUAUGGUUGAUUUUAAAUUACAUAAAAUUGGUACUUUUCCGAGGCCAUUGA